Spizellomyces punctatus DAOM BR117 is the source of this 1242-nucleotide messenger RNA. RefSeq lists its product as uncharacterized. The transcript has 3 exons. The coding region runs from base 23 to 1114 and encodes 363 amino acids. Lineage: Eukaryota; Fungi; Chytridiomycota; Chytridiomycetes; Spizellomycetales; Spizellomycetaceae. Gene Ontology annotation, molecular function: zinc ion binding; oxidoreductase activity. The record is from RefSeq and is a predicted model, not a curated record.
GCCUAAUGCUUAAACUGCAGCCAUGACUGUAACAAUGAACGAGGAGCCAGCAAAUGGGCAGCAAUGGGGACUCACAUUUGAAGGAGUGAAGACAGUGCGUGUGCGUCAAGUACCCAUCCCGACCAUUCAGGAGCCCACCGACUGCAUUGUCAGGACGUCCCUUGUUGGCGUUUGCGGCUCUGAUUUGCAUGCCUACCAUGGUCGUGAAGCAGGCUGUGACCACGGCACAGUCAUGGGGCACGAAUUGGUUGGGAUCGUCGAUGCAGUGGGAGCAUCAGUAACGUCGCUAAAAGUUGGAGAUCGCGUCAUGUGUCCUUUCACUACGAACUGCGGCUCAUGCUUUUACUGCAAACGGGGGUUGACGGCACGUUGCACUACCGGACAGCUGUUUGGAUGGAAAUCUGGCGGAAAGGGUUUGGACGGGGGCCAAGCACAGUAUGUUAGAGUACCUUUGGCAGAUGGUACGCUAUCGCGCAUUCCUGAAGGUGUGACAGAUGAGGAAGCUUUGUUGCUGGGUGAUAUCUUUUCCACUGGAUUCUUUUGUGCCGACAAUGGCGGCAUCGAAGCUGACCAAGAUCAAGUUGUUGCGGUUAUUGGAUGUGGGCCGGUGGGAUUGAUGGCCAUUUUAGGUGCCCGAGAAUUAGGGGCAAAACGUGUUAUUGCGAUCGAUAUGGUCACUGAUCGCUUAGAUCUUGCCAAAGAAUAUGGCGCUGAGCCGGUUCAUUUGAAAGAACAGGAUCCCCUUGCUGCCGUGCAUGCAGCAACGGAAGGACGCGGAGCUGACGUUGUACUGGAAGUUGUAGGGUCAGAAAGUGCAAUGGAAUUGGCAUACAAACUUUUGCGUCCUGGUGGAACCUUGUCAUGCGUUGGAGUUCACAAUGAGGAUAAAUUAGCCUUUAGCCCGAACGAUGCUUACGACAAAAACAUUACAUUUCGGAUUGGAAGGUGUCCAGCUAGACAUUUUAUGGAGAAACUGGUCCCCGUUGUGGUGAGCAAAAAGUAUGAUCUGACACGCAUCAUCACCCAUCGCAUGGACUUGAAAGAGGCGGUCGAGGCGUACGAUAUGUUUGAUAGAAAGUUGGAUGGCUGCAUCAAGAUUGUGCUCAGAACGUAGAGCUAGGACGUAGACGGGGAGGGAGAUGGAGUAGAGAUUAGCUGUACCACUCAUAUGAAGAAAGCACACAUUGCAUGCAUCUUGUUGGUAAAAGCCCAAUGCGUUUAAUAACUGUAAUUUCUUAUCGA